AUGUUAGAGAACAAAAAGAGUGUUACAAAUAAACAACUCAGUCUACUCCUAGACGAAGUAGAAAAAAAUCCAACACUAAGCCAUGAAAAAAUCUUGAGUGGUACCGAGAGAAUUCAUGAUGCAAAAUGGGAGAAGCUUGUUGAAAAGCUAAAUGCCGUUCCUAAUGGGGCUAAAAGAUCUAUAGCGCGAUGGAAAACGGUAUUGAGUAAUUGGAAGUUAACACUAAAGAAACAGGCAGACUCUAAUGAGAAUGUAGACAACCCAGAGGUGGUUGAUGAGAUGGGCAAGAGGCUCCUCCGACUUGUUGAAGAGGAGGAACUUGUUCGGAAUGUUGAAGUUGAUCUGUUCUUAGACUUUACAGACUUCAGUAAUCCUACAGAGGAAACUGAGAAUCAAGAAAUUUUACAUGGUCCACAACUAAGGAUUUUGAACAGGAGGUCGAGGCUUGCAAGGAUAAGUCUUGGACGGGGACCAUAUAUGAACUCCCAAAGAACAAUGAAUAGUCUUAACACAAUCUAUGAUAAUAAUGUGGAUCGAGAUAACAGCCCAGAGAGGAAGAUUAUGCAGAUGCAGUUAGACCGACUCCACUGUGUGUCACAGCAGCUGGAGAGUCACAUCCAAGAUGUACAGAAUAGGAUUCAGGCCAUUAAGGAUAUGUGGCACCAUGAAUGCAUAGAGGAAUAA
Messenger RNA from Arctia plantaginis, 684 nucleotides. The record is from the annotation of a GenBank genome assembly. NCBI's taxonomy places the organism in Eukaryota, Metazoa, Arthropoda, Insecta, Lepidoptera, Erebidae.